This is a messenger RNA of Saitoella complicata NRRL Y-17804, 1534 nucleotides long. RefSeq lists its product as uncharacterized. The transcript has 2 exons. The record is from RefSeq and is a predicted model, not a curated record. NCBI's taxonomy places the organism in Eukaryota, Fungi, Ascomycota, Saitoellomycetes, Saitoellales, Saitoellaceae. Gene Ontology annotation, molecular function: protein binding. Bases 300 to 1499 code for a protein of 399 amino acids.
UCACCAUUUCGAGAGCAGGGGGAACUCAGCCGGUAGCACGGUCAAUCAUACGGAAUUCACUGGUGCUUUUCAUUGUUUCUUGCCAGUCUCCUACAUAGGCUGCAAUUACACCGACGGGAUCAGGCAGCUCAAAACUGCAGCCUCCCGAGCCUCGCUCUCGGCGCGUACGGAGGUAGCUCAAACCUUGUUCUAUAUGAACGUGUGCGUUGCCGCCAGCUCAGAAAUUGACCGCCGGAUGAGGUCAACCAGCUUCAUCAGUGACAGGUCAGGCUCAAUUGCAGUCACAAAAGCUACUAGAAAUGGAUCAGCUGGGCAAUAUGAAGGCGUUCUCACGGCCAGUUCAUGGUCAAGGGAAGGAACCGGAAGAAGAGACGGAUUAUUUGUCUGAUCUACCAACUGAAAUCUUCUCCGUCAUCGUACUGUCCUUACCUCUCAGCUCGAUCACAGCACUCAGCACGACAUCCAAAGCUAUUCAUAAUGUCAUCAACACCUCAACUCACCUCUGGCAAAGCCUCUUCUUGCGUGAUUUUGACUCGCCAAGACCCGCCUUUCCUCGCGAUCAGUUCCGAGCACACUACAAAGAACGAAUGGUCGCUAUCCGACGCCUUGGCAAUUCCGAGAAAGACGUCUUACCAGAGGCUGUUGGCCGUGUACUCCAUGACGUGAUUGAGGAGAACGAGGCGAAAAACAUCGCUCUAAUCAGGCGGAGCUUACAUUCGAGAGUCGAUGAUCUCGGCGUGUGCUUACCGAUGCUCACUAUCCUUCUCACUCGCUCUUGGCUUGAUAAUGAUCCGAGUACGUGGACUAUGUCCCCUGGCCAGGUUCUCGACUGUCAAGCCUAUAUCUAUCGUGCGAACGUUGAACACUUUCUCGCCGCGAAUAGUUCAUCUUACGAAAGUCAUAUUCUGCUCAUCUGUAUUCUACGGGUCAUGCUACACUGGAUUCAAACGAAUGAGACAGAUAAUGACAUCAUUGCCGAUGAUCAUUUCAGCAAAGAACACGAUCUUGUUGGGUGGCCGCGAGACCCUGUUAGAGCUGAUUUCCAGAAGGAUGUGAAGGAGAGUUUGGACGGGAGGUGGAUCAGUCUGUACUCUUACCUCGAUUACAGUGAUUUCAUCACCUUACCAGAGCGCAUGCAAACCAACUCCGAACCUUACAGAGAGUUCUUCGAUGGUCCCCAGUAUUUUGACUUUCACGUGGAAUCACCUCCCACGCCUAAUGCUGCAUCACCUUCGGAUGGAUAUCGGCUCAUCUCCGGCAGAGGGGUGGAUUUCGAUUCAUUCAGUUUUACGGGAUGUGCGAGACGGAUUGAAGGGAUGUCGGAGGGUUAUGCAUUGGUGGAGUGGAGGAAGAUAUAUGAUCAGGAGGAUGUGGAGACGAGGUGGAUCUAUACGGGGAUGUUGGUGCCGGGAAUUGGAAUUAUUGGGUUGUGGACGGAUGGGAUGGAAGAGGACGGUCCGGCUGGGCCGUUUAUCUGCUGGAAGAACGAGGGAUGGUGAUAUAGGGCCUGCAACGGCAUUUGCGGUAGCGGUGG